GAAAAAUAUUAAUCAUUCAUUGGGAUGAUUCUGUUUUAAUAAUAUUGAUUAAAAAUAUUAAAUUAAUAUGAUGAAAAUUUAAAAAAAACACACAAACUCUAAGUCCAAAAUAUAUAUUUUUUUUGUUAGUAAAUGAUAAAACCCAAACUCUGUAGAGAAAAGGCCCACACUUGUAUUUCUCUUAUCCUUCUCCCAUCGCCGAAAAUGGCGUCGGUAGCAGCAUCAUCGCCGAUAUCCUUCGCCGCUUCAUUCCUCAGAACCAAACCCUUCCCUCUCUCCCCUCGCUUCCUCCCCAUCCCCACCCUCCGCUGCGCCCUCUCUUCCUCCUCCUCCUCCGACCCCAUCGAAUUCGACAUCACAUUCGCUCCUCCAAAACCCGCACCUUCCUCCCCUCGCAACAACGGCUCCGCCUUCCAACAGCUCUUCAUCCCUUGGAUCGUCCGCGGCGAAGACGGCAAACUCAAAGUCCAAGAUCAACCUCCCGCUCACUUAAUCCACGCUUUAGCGGACGCCACCACACAGAACCCUAAGAAGAAGGUCAAGAAGAAGAAGCCACAAGCUGCUUCUUCUUCCUCCUCUUCGGCGACCACUGCCACGUCGGAGCCGAAGCUCUCGAAGGCGGCGAGAAGGUAUUACAAUGAGAAUAUCAAAGAGCCUCCUCAGCGUUUGAGCAAGGUUCUCGCUGCUGCUGGAGUGGCGUCGAGAAGAACCUCUGAAGAGCUUAUUUUUGCUGGGAAGGUUACUGUUAAUGGCUCUGUUUGUAAUACUCCACAGACUCGUGUUGAUCCAACGAGGGAUAUUAUUUAUGUUAAUGGGAAUCGUGUUCCUAAGAAGCUUCCUCCAAAGGUUUAUUUUGCUCUCAACAAGCCUAAAGGAUAUAUAUGUUCUUCUGGAGAGAAAGAGACCAAGUCUGUUAUUAGUUUGUUUGACGAGUUCAUGUCCAGUUGGGACAAAAGGAAUCCAGGGACUCCCAAACCUCGUCUUUUCACUGUUGGUCGUCUUGAUGUUGCAACGACAGGGUUGAUUAUAGUUACAAAUGAUGGAGAUUUUGCGCAGAAACUUUCACAUCCGUCAUCUAGUUUACCAAAAGAAUAUAUUACUACGGUUGCCGGUGAUGUACACAAAAGGCACUUAAUGGCCAUCAGCGAAGGGACAGUUGUGGAAGGAGUCCACUGUGUCCCAGAUUCAGUUGAGUUGAUGCCAAAGCAGCAUGAUAUACCAAGAGCACGGUUACGUAUUGUGGUUCAUGAAGGGAGGAACCAUGAAGUCAGAGAAUUAGUGAAAAAUGCUGGGCUUGAGGUUUACUCACUAAAGCGUGUCCGUAUAGGUGGAUUUAGGCUUCCUUCAGAUCUUGGGCUAGGGAAGCAUGUGGAAUUGAAGCAGAGCGAGCUAAAGGCAAUGGGUUGGAAGAGUUGAAGUUACAGAUGUACAUUUCUGCCUACCUUUUGGAUUUCUUUUUAUCUUUGUUUUCUCAUAUGAUUAGGAACAAUUAUUACGGCUCAUAGUUUGAUUUAUGGUUAUUAAUUGUUAGUUUUCAAUUUGAGAAAGAAACUAGAGAUUGGAGAUUUGUUGGGGUUACAUAUGUUUAGGAAAGACUGGUGUAGUGACUGCAGAAUUGUUUUUUUUUGUUCUUCAACCUCUAGUGUGGUCAUGUGUCUCCUAAUGUCUAAGCUACCACAACUCCACCAGUAUUUGCACUCCCAUUCAUAUCUCCAAGCCAUGACUGAGACUCGAUUCUUUACCAGCCUUAAACUCCUCGAACUUUGUCGUCUCCACCAUAUGUUCACCUUUACUUAAGACUUCUUCCAGCUCAUUGAUUUCCAUAUUGAGGCUAGAGUCCAUCCGUGGGUGUGGCCAUUUGAUGUUGCUUGCUUUCUGUUGAGCUGACUUAAACACGGUUCUGAAGUAGCUUGCUGCUUUCGCUAUUAUCAUGUUGUUGUUAAUGUUAUACUGAUGAAUCUGCUUCUCCAGGGGAUCCCCCCGGCAGCUGUGAAUCAGCUCUCUCCUCGAAGACAUUAUCUCUAAGGAAUUCUUGAUGUCUCUUACCAUCUAAUCAGCAAUAGAUGAAUCACUCUUUCAUUGAUCUCUCAUCAUGGCUAUAGAAUCUUCUGAGUCUUCAGUAUGAAGAACUGUUUCACGAGACAUGUCCAAAACUUGGUGUGGAGGUUAAGUACAUUGCGUGCUGCGUGACUUGAUGUAGUAAAAACCCCACAGAGAGUUCGUUUACAAUGUACUUUAUCAUCUUAGCUAAGCCCUCGUUUAUCUCUGAAAAACAUGAACAGAGAGAAUUCAAUGCAUUCUGAGAAAAAAAAAGCUCCAAAUGCAAAUAUUCUAGGGUC
Molecule: messenger RNA, 2339 nt
Organism: Eruca vesicaria subsp. sativa (arugula)
Lineage: Eukaryota; Viridiplantae; Streptophyta; Magnoliopsida; Brassicales; Brassicaceae
Source: the annotation of a GenBank genome assembly